AUGGCUGUGCAAGUGCAGCUGCUCCCAGGAAGUUUUGUUCGCGGUCCGCAUUACGCACACAAGCCCCCAGUUUCUACUAGGAGAAUCUUGGGACUUUCUGAAGUCCUGUCAGGUUGUUUUGUCGGCUCUGCUGCAGUUGCAGCCCUUGGACGUCAAUCGUUCACAAGUCGAGCUGCAAGGGGCAACAGACAGAAACCCAAGAAGAAAAGAAUAAAAACCCACUACGGCCCCAAAAAACUGAAAAGUGGCUACUGGCAAGAGGAUUUGGAGAUAGAUGAUGACAUUGAUGUGUUUGAAUGGUUCAAUGCAGAAGAACUGCUUGAUGAUCCACCUGUGGCAGUGACUGACAUGAAAGAGGUGGCCAAAUUUACAAUUUAUCCAGAUUCUGAGCCUCAAACAUAUGAUGCUCCUGAGUACAGGCCGCCACCUCCCAAAUUACAACUAGCCAAAGGAUUGAAAAUGCCACCGCUUCUCGACCAGUGCCCCGGCAGAUCCUUCACAGCGGACCUGCAGAGUCAAGUAGCCGAGUUUGGAAAAGGUUUUUCAAUGGAAAAUGUUGAUGUUGUGAUCAGUUUUCAGGCCCUUUGCACGAUGUUGGCUUUCGUAGAUGGAACGCUGACAGAAGACAUGCGAGCCAAAGGCUUGAACACUCGCCGAGGGAAUGAACCGCAACGAGUUGAUCUUUUUCGUGUAGGUCGAUUACCAGAUGCCCCAGAUGCAAUUUCAAUAGGGACAGUUUGGAACUGGGUACCAGAGAAUGCCACAGCAGGAAGUGCCAAUUUCAACAAAAGAUCGUAUGAUGUCAAUUUUCAAUAUGUCGUCACCGGCAGGGAGACAAUUGGUGGGCCGCCUUCCAUUCGGGAAGUGAAUGACCCAGACCAUUACCGCAUUCUGUGUUAUUCACUGGGUGACCUCAAUGUUCUGGUUCGGGCCCCACUGGCAUGCACCAUGCCCACAAUUGAUGACAGCUGCAUGCCAAACCCAGGCAUGGCAGUUCAAUGUUCAACUGCAAACGAAAGAGAUGCCGGAGAUCUUUGGGGCCAAAACUUGGCAUCGAAAUUUGCAGAGAUGAAACUUGGUGAUGUGGGGAUGAUUGUGCGUGGUAUUGUGGACAAAGGCUUCCUCAUUGACGUGCAAGAGCUCACACAAGAGGACUUGAAACUCGAUCGGUUUGGCAAAGAUUCGCUGGAGGAGGAGGCUGAGGUUUUGACUGGACGGGUGGCAGGCCUUCUAAAGCGCAUCAAAGAUGUCGCCGGAUGUCCUGGCUGUGCUGACCGCGUCCUCUACUUGCAAUACUGCGAUGGUGAGCUGCGAGUCAUUUUGCCUUGGUCAGAUGAAGAGCUCGCAGAGCUUGAAAACUUCCGUGAUGUGACUGAUAAAGAGGUCGAGGAGCUGGUGUUUGGCCCAGUCCAAGGGUUCAGGAAGUUGUGCCACGCUGUGAUGAAUGCAGCUGAAAAGGCUCUUUUCUCAGGUCAUGCCUUCACUGCGGCUCAAACAUUUGUUGCCGGAGUUAGCCGCCCUACAAAGAAGAGAGAGUUGACUUCAGACAUCGGUCGCAAAGAUUUCGGCUUUGCCCAUGAAGAAUUUGAUGCCGAAUCCGGAUUCUACGAAGGAACUUUCAAAGUGAAACUGCGGAAUGGUUGCGGCGUCCUGGUGGAGGCCAACUCGGGUGCAUCAUACACGGGUCAAUUUCUGCACGAAAGGCGGAACGGGCAUGGUCUGCAGAAAUGGCCAGGUCAGAGUUCUUAUGACGGCGACUGGGAGCAUGGUGAAAAACAUGGGAAGGGAAUUUACACAUCAAGUACCAGCACCUAUGAUGGAAAGUGGGCAGAAGGUCUGAGGCAUGGAGUUGGGAAGCAGCUCUACCACAACGGUGAUGAGUAUUCAGGUGCUUGGUUCAAGGGUCAGUGCAGUGGCCCAGGAGUGUACUAUCAUGCUGACGGGUCUGAAUUUCAUGGUGCAUGGGCCUCUGGCAAACGCCAUGGCGCCGGCAUGUGGUUCGGACCAAAGAAUCAGAAGGAACAACACCUUUACAAAUAUGGGGUCUUGGUUGAGAGGAAAAUCCUUGAACCAGGUUCCAAGCCACCGCGUGGGCAGCGAGCCAUACAACCGAUGCAUUCAGACCGAGAGGUGGCAACUCAGAAGCAGAUAAAUAUGUUGAAAGAGACAGUGUUUGACUCCGUACCCUACCUUGGGCACCUGUCGGUGAAGGACUCUACAAUAAUGGAUUUGUCAGCUCCAUCCAUCAGACGUCAACAAGCUGCGGCAAACGUGGCAGAGAUGAAAAUUGGCCUGUGGCCAUUUGACAAAAACGCCACAGAGUGUGUCACUUGGGCGCUGGGUGCUGACUGUGGUAUCAAGGAAUACGCUAAGCCGCUGCAGCGUGGAAGCUUCGCCAUGAUGGCACUGACGCUGCCAAUGAAAUGGCAGGUAUUUCAAAGCAAUGAGAUGUGCUGCGACAAGACUUGUGCCCUGGUCAAGUGCCAAACAGGCUUUAAGAACAAAGGUGAGAAAGCCCUCGCAUUGACCCAUGAUGAAUGCUGCGAUAUGACCUGUGCAGCUUUUACUUGUAGUGGAAACUGGAGUCAGCUUGCCAGAGACCUGUAUUUUGUCCAAUGCGUUCCCCUCAAACCAUUUCCUGUAGACGAGGCCGCGCCAGCUGUUCCUGAUCCUGUUGCUCCAGUGACUCCUGCACCUACCACUCCUGCUCCGGUUGUCCCCACCUGUUCUACUUGGAAAUGCCCUUCCGACUCUGUGGUGCCCAAGAGCAAGCUCGAGCUGCCGGAUCCAGAUGAUGCCACAUGCUGUGACAAAAAGUUGUGCAGAGAUUUCGACUGUAUACCUGGCUGGAGACGCAAUACCGGUGCGAAUGAUUCGCCAGGAGAUUCCAAAGAAGAGUGCUGCACUGCAACUUGUCAAGCCUACCACUGUGACUUAAAAGAAGGGUGGACCAGCAACCCAGACCGUUCUCAUUUCCUGGUGAGUGAUGCUGAGACUUGCUGCUUGCAAACUUGUAGCCGGCACAAGUGCAGCGAGAAUUGGGUGCCGAAGGCAAAGCAGGAUAAAGCAGGUGAAACAGACCUGGAAUGUUGCGACAAGACUUGCCAGUUGCAUUUCUGCGACGAGUCAGCUGGUUGGAAGACCAACGUCCGAGCAGCAUCUGUGGCAGCGAAUGAUGAUAUCAGUUGCUGCACCUCAACUUGCAAGCGUCAUUCCUGUGGCCCCGGGUGGGUCCUCGACCAGGCCAAGCUUGACGAGGAGAAAGAUACAGAUGAAGAGUGCUGCAAACCAACGUGCAGUCAGCAUAAGUGUGAUGCCUCUGCUGGCUGGGCGGAGGAUCCAGCGGCUUCCAACAGAGUGGGCAGCAGCAACUCUGUUUGCUGCCUCCCUACUUGCAGCCAACGCAAAUGUGGAGAAGGUUGGGUUCCGAACAAGCUCAAGGCAAAUGAUGCUGGAGCAUCAGAUGAGGAAUGCUGCCUUAAGACGUGCAAACUACAUACUUGCAACGCUGCGACCCAAUUGAUCAAGAAGCCAAACAUUGAUGAAGUGCCUGGAGCUACAGAUGAAGAAUGCUGCGAAAGCGAAAGCUGUAAGAAGUGGCCUGAUGUAUUUCAAGAAGCCAAAGCUGGAUGCAAUCAGACCAGUAUUCAUGAUGAUUGUAACAACAUGUUCGAAAAGUCCACUGAAGAUGGCCUCAGCAUUUUUAAGCGAUGUGGCUAUUUGCUUGUGUCAGGCCAAGUUUACAGGUGUGGCUUGGUUGGUAGCCCUGUCCAGUGUAGCCCAGCUUAG
Molecule: messenger RNA, 3789 nt
Organism: Cladocopium goreaui
Lineage: Eukaryota; Dinophyceae; Suessiales; Symbiodiniaceae
Source: the annotation of a GenBank genome assembly